UUCACCAAUGGCAUUAUCAGAUAUUGCAACAGCUAUAGACUGUGUUGAAUUAUAUGUUGAUGGAGAUAGAUUAUUUGACCCAAAAAAUACCUUGAAUAGUAUACAAAUAAUAUUAACAACUAUUCAUACUCAUAUGCAAAGGGUUAUGCAAGCGAUUAAUUAUGGUCAUUCAUUAGGGGUUGUAGGAUUUAAUAAUGGUAUAAAAACUAAUAUAUUAGCAGCAGAGUAA
Molecule: messenger RNA, 229 nt
Organism: Funneliformis geosporum
Lineage: Eukaryota; Fungi; Glomeromycota; Glomeromycetes; Glomerales; Glomeraceae
Source: the annotation of a GenBank genome assembly